Jaculus jaculus (lesser Egyptian jerboa) is the source of this 1439-nucleotide messenger RNA. It is a transcript of the gene Rtca, whose product is annotated as RNA 3'-terminal phosphate cyclase. Bases 119 to 1219 code for a protein of 366 amino acids. The record is from RefSeq and is a predicted model, not a curated record. Gene Ontology annotation, cellular component: nucleus. Gene Ontology annotation, molecular function: RNA-3'-phosphate cyclase activity. The transcript has 11 exons. Lineage: Eukaryota; Metazoa; Chordata; Mammalia; Rodentia; Dipodidae. Gene Ontology annotation, biological process: RNA processing.
GGAUUCCACAUCCUUGCUCCUGAUUUCCGAGCUGCGUGCGGCUGUCGGGCGAUUGUCCUUCCUGCGUCUGCAGCGAGGGCGUGGUCGCUGCGGGCCGGGCCCCGGGGCAUCCUCGGUCAUGGCCGGGCCACGGGUGGAGGUGGACGGCGGGAUCUUGGAAGGGGGCGGCCAGAUCCUCAGGGUCUCCACCGCCCUGAGCUGUCUCCUGGGUCUCCCGUUGAGGGUGCAGAAGAUCCGCGCGGGCCGCAGCACCCCGGGCCUGAGGCCUCAACAUUUAUCUGGAUUGGAAGUGGUUCGAGAUCUGUGUGACGGACACCUGGAGGGGGCGGAAAUCGGCUCAACAGAAAUAACCUUUACACCCAAGGAGAUCAGAGGCGGAACCCACACGGCGGAUACCAAGACCGCGGGGAGUGUGUGCCUCUUGAUGCAGGUUUCCAUGCCCUGUGUCCUGUUCGCUGCCUCUCCGUCGGAGCUCCGGCUGAAAGGCGGCACAAACGCGGAGAUGGCUCCACAGAUCGACUACACCAUGAUGGUUUUCAAGCCAAUCGUUGAAAAAUUUGGUUUCAAGUUUAAUUGUGACAUUAAAAUGAGGGGCUAUUACCCAAAGGGGGGUGGUGAGGUGAUCCUCCGAAUGUCACCGGUUAAGCAGUUGGAUCCAAUAAAUUUAACUGAUCGUGGCUCGGUGACCAAGAUCUAUGGAAGAGCUUUUGUUGCCGGUGUUUUGCCACUUAAAGUAGCAAAAGACAUGGCAGCGGCGGCUGUUCGGUGCAUCCGGAAGGAGCUGAGGGACCUGUACGUCAACAUCCAGUCUGUCCAGGAACCGAAGGACCAGGCGUUUGGCAACGGCAGUGGGAUAAUCAUCGUGGCUGAGACCUCCACUGGCUGUUUGCUUGCUGGAUCAGCGCUUGGAAAACGAGGUGUGAAUGCAGACAAGGUAGGCAUUGAUGCUGCCGAGAUGCUGUUAGCAAAUCUUCGACAUGGUGGGGCCGUGGAUGAGUGCCUACAAGACCAGUUGAUCAUUUUCAUGGCAUUAGCCAAUGGAGUUUCCAGAAUAAAAACAGGACCAGUUACACUCCAUACGCAAACCGCUAUACAUUUUGCUGAACAGCUGGCAAAGGCCAAGUUCACUGUGAAGAAGUCGGAGGAUGAGGAAGACGCCUCUAAAGACACGUACGUGAUCGAGUGUGAAGGAAUUGGGGUGACAAACCCAAGCCUGUAGGCCUCAGGGCUGUGUCGCCCCCUCAUCACCCGCCUCACAGCGCAUGAGAACUCCCUGAAGGACCUGGAUGCUGCGCCGCCUCCGACCACCUCGCCUCGCCUGUCUCCUGAGGGAUGUAAGAGGUCAUGGAGACGGUGGCACCGAUUUCAGUAUGAAAGUCUUGAAAUAAACGGUUCUUCAUACACAGAAUAAAUGUUUUCUGUUUCGUGUAAUCAGUUAA